Molecule: messenger RNA, 5189 nt
Organism: Pseudophryne corroboree (corroboree frog)
Lineage: Eukaryota; Metazoa; Chordata; Amphibia; Anura; Myobatrachidae
Product: mucin-2-like
Exons: 5
Coding region: 1-3912 (1303 amino acids)
Source: RefSeq, a predicted model, not a curated record
AUGUAUUGGGCUUUGCUGGCUGGUGAGAGGAAGGUGGAUAUUCAGAUGCAUGAUGCAUGCAUGAUGAUGCUGGGUCUUAGUGUUAUGGGAGUGUCGUGGAUUUGGCGUUGUCAGUCAGUGGUUGCACACCAAUGCAACUCCUCACUAACAUUGGAGGACAUAUACUAUGAGGGGCAAUCUGCAAGUUUCCAUGGUGCACAGACCACAGCUCCAACUACUACAACAGCUCCCACUACUACUGCAGCUCCCACUACUACAGCAGCCACCACUACGACUACAGCUCCAACCACUACAGCAACUACUACAGCAACUACAACUACUGCAGCUCCCACUACUACUGCAGCUACCACUACAACAGCAGCCACUACUACUGCAGCUCUCACUACAACAGCAGCCACUACUACUACAGCUCCCACAACUACAGCAGCCACUACUACUGCAGCUCCCACAACUACAGCAGCCACCACUACUGCAGCUCCCACUAGUACUGCAGCUGCCACUACUGCUGCAGCUUCUACUACUACUGCAGCUCUCACUACAACAGCAGCCACUACUACUACUACAGCUCCCACUACUACUGCAGCUCCCACAACUACAGCAACCACUACUACAGCAGCUCCCACUACCACUACAGCUCCUACUACAACAGCAACCACCAUAGAAGCCACUACUACUACAGCAGCCACUUCUACUGCAGCUCCCACAACUACAGCAGCCACUACUACUGCAACUCCCACAAGUACAGCAACCACUAUCACUGCAGCUCCCACAACUACAGCAGCUCCCACAACUACAGCAUCCACUACGACUGCAGCUCCCACUACUACUGCAGCUCCUACUACAACAGCAACCACUACAGAAGUCACUACUACAGCAGCCAGUACUACUACAGCUCCUACAUCUACAGCAACCACUGCAGCUUCCACUACUACUGCAGCUCCUACUACAACAGCAACCACUACAGAAGCCACUACCACUGCAGCUCCCACUACUACUGCAGCUCCUACUACAACAGCAACCACUACAGAAGCUUCUACUACUACAGCAGCCAUUACUACGACAGCUCCCACAACUACAGCAACCACUACUACUGCAGCUACCACUACUACUGCAGCUCCUACUACAACAGCAGCCACUACUACUGCAGCUCCCACAACUUCAGCAACCACUACCACUGCAUCCUCCACAUCUACAGCACCCACUACUACUGCAUCCUCCACAUCUACAGCACCCACUACUACUGCAUCCUCCACAUCUACAGCACCCACUACUACUGCAUCCUCCACAUCUACAGCACCCACUACUACUGCAUCCUCCACAUCUACAGAACCCACUACUACUGCAUCCUCCACAUCUACAGCACCCACUACUACUACAUCCUCCACAUCUGCAGCAACCACUACCACUGCAUCCUCCACAUCUACAGCACCUACUACUACUGCAUCUUCCACAUCUACAGCACCCACUACCACUGCAUCCUCCACAUCUACAGCACCCACUACUACUGCAUCCUCCACAUCUACAGCACCCACUACUACUGCAUCCUCCACAUCUACAGCACCCGCUACUACUACAACUGUCACUACAACCAUACCAUCUACUACUGCAUCCUCCACAUCUACAGCACCUACUACUGCAUCUUCCACAUCUACAGCACCCACUACCACUGCAUCCUCCACAUCUACAGCACCCACUACUACUGCAUCCUCCACAUCUACAGCACCCGCUACUACUACAACUGUCACUACAACCAUACCAUCUACUACUGCAUCCUCCACAUCUACAGCACCCACUACUACUACAACUGUCACUACAACCACACCAACUACUACUGCAUCCUCCACAUCUACAGCACCCACUUCCAUUGAAUCCUCCACAUCUACAGCACCCACGACUACUACUACAACUACACCAACUACUACAUCAUCCGCCACAUCUAUAGCAACCGCUACUACUGCAUCCUCCACAUCUACAGCACCCACUACUACAUCCUCCACAUCUACAGCACCCACUACUACAACUGUCACUACAACCACACCAACUACUACUGCAUCCUCCACAUCUACAGCACCCACUACUACAACUGUCACUACAACCACACCAACAACAUCAUCAACAUCUACAGCACCCACUACUACUGCAUCCUCCACAUCUACAGCACCCACUACUACAACUGUCACUACAAUCACACCAACAACAUCAUCAACAUCUACAGCACCUACUACUACUGCAUCUUCCACAUCUACAGCACCCACUACCACUGCAUCCUCCACAUCUACAGCACCCACUACUACUGCAUCCUCCACAUCUACAGCACCCACUACUACUACAACUGUCACUACAACCACACCAACUACUACUGCAUCCUCCACAUCUACAGCACCCACUUCCAUUGAAUCCUCCACAUCUACAGCACCCACGACUACUACUACAACUACACCAACUACUACAUCAUCCGCCACAUCUAUAGCAACCGCUACUACUGCAUCCUCCACAUCUACAGCACCCACUACUACAUCCUCCACAUCUACAGCACCCACUACUACAACUGUCACUACAACCACACCAACAACAUCAUCAACAUCUACAGCACCCACUACUACUGCAUCCUCCACAUCUACAGCACCCACUGCUACUGCAUCCUCCACAUCUACAGCAUCCACUACUACUGCAUCCUCCACAUCUACAGCACCCACUACUACUGCAUCCUCCACAUCUACAGCACCCACUGCUACUGCAUCCUCCACAUCUACAGCAUCCACUACUACUGCAUCCUCCACAUCUACAGCACCCACUGCUACUGCAUCCUCCACAUCUACAGAACCCACUACUACUACUACAUCCUCCACAUCUACAGCAUCCACUUUUACUUCUGUACCCACUACUAGUACAUCACCCACUACUACAGGAUCCUCACUUUCCUCAGGAACAAGCACUUCUCCACUUUCAACUAAUGCAGCGCUCAGUACUACUGCUGCUGCUGCUACUACUACUUCUACAGGCACCACAGGAAUGGCUCCAGCAGUUACAGGAACAAGGACCACAGUUUCCACUGCUUCAACUACUGCUGCAAUCAUGAGUACUGCCACAUCCAGUACUAUGGCACCAAUUUCUACUAUGUCUCUGACCACAACUGCAGCAACUACUACUACUGCAGUUCUCAGUUCUACAGGAUCCACUACCUCUUCAGCUCCCACUACUACCGGAUCAACUUCAAUGGCAUCUACCACUACUAUAGAAGCUAAAACUAUUAGAUCAUCUACUACUGAAGUAUCAUCUACUACUGCACAAACUGCUACUACUGCAUCUUCUACCACAGCUACCAGUACUACUACUGCUUCCACUACUACUACUGCACCAGUUAUCCCUAUUGGUGGCCUCAGCACCACUGCAGUACCAAAGACUACUGCAUCUUCCACUACAGUGACGUCACCAGCAGCUACUACUCAGGAAACAGGAAGUACCACUGCAUCAUCUGCUACAACUACCAUUACUCCAACUACUACUACAACUGGAGCUAUUGUUGCAGCUUCCACAACUGCUACACUGACUUCUACUGCUACUACUUCAGCGUCCACAGCUACAACUAAUAUUGCUGUUGUCCUGUCAGAAAGUUACAACUUGCCAUAUUGGGGUAUCAUACUCAUUGCGCUGGGCUCCGUACUCGCACUGGGAGUGCUGAUGGGUUUAAUUUUUGGGCUUUUAGGCUAUAUAAGUUUCCCUGCCUCAACGUACAAUGUUGCCAGUUACCCAAGCUACUUAACACACUAUGGAUGGAGGAAUCCUGCAAACCAAGGCAAUGACCCAGAGGGUGCAGCACAAAGAGAUAGAGGAUUUGUCCGAUCUCUGUCCCAAAGAGAUGAACAUGAACUGUCCUCAAGAAAUCAAUGUGGACAGAAUCCAACCAAUUAGCCUGAACUGUUUUUAGCACUUGUUACUCAUUACCAUGCGGGGACUUUGGAAUGGAAAUUGUCACCUCUCAGUCAAAACAUAUCCACAAUUGCCAGCACUAGGCUUAAGUGGAUUGUACUAUUGUGUGAUCCUAUUACAGAGUAUCAUGAAGCAAUCACAUUGGACAAUCCAUCCUCCUUUCGUCAAAUAAUUUUCAUUGGUAGCUAGACCCACAGCAGUUGUUUUUUGAACUUUUUUCUUCAUCUUUUAAUUCAGUUUUCUUUGCUGCUGCAAAUCUACUUAAUAUUUAUUUAUUUAUUAAGAUAUUUAUAUCGUUUAGACAUAUUUUGCAGCACUUAAAAGAGAAUAUUUAGUCAUUAAAGUCAUUGAUCUCUUCUGCAAUGUAGUUUACGAUAUGUAUUCCCUAUCCCAUAUACUGUACACACGGGGUUUACUUCCAGGACAGAAGCUAAUAAACUUUCCAGAAUGUUUUUGGAUUGUGGGAGGGAAAUGGAGAACCUGGAGGAAACACCCAUAAACAUAGGGAAAAUAUACAGAUUAGACUCUUGUUUGAGUUAAACCCACAGUAGCAGUGCUGUAGUAAUUAGGCAGUAAUGCUAACCAUUGGACAACCAUGCUGUCCAAAUAUAUAUGCAGACAAAAAUCACUUGGCAAACUCUGCUGCCCCGAGGCAGAACUCUAUAGUGCCUGGUCCUACACCACAGUCUUGACUGUAUUAUAAAAAGAUGGCCUAUAAGUGAGACCUAGAAAGAUCUGAAGAAACCUCGGUGCCUGAAAGGGCUACGUGUUCCUACUGUUCAGCUAACAAAAUGUUCCUACUGUUCAGCUAACAAAAAGAAAUGGUAGGCUCUUUUCUCAACUCCAAGGCUAAUUUCCAAGACCAGUGUAUGUGAGGCAGGACCUCAUGACAUCAGACUGGCCUCAUAACUAGAGGAGCUGUAUGUGACACAGUUAAGGGAUGCAUACAUUUUAUAUACAUGGUGGUCCCCCACGAUGUUAGUACAGUAUGUAACACAGUGGAGUAGUUAUAGAGGACCCUGCUCCCUCCAUGAUAAUACUAUAUGUAAAUGAUAAUAGUGAGCUGCAUACCGAGUCACAGGUGACGGUUCACGAUGUUACUCUAUCUCACUCCAACUCUGCACAAUUUUUCAGAUAUUUUGUAUUGAAGAAUAAUUAAAUAGCACAUUCUCAGGUUCCCAUCAUGACGUUCUGCUCCCUUGCUCUAUGCAUUAAAGAUCACAGUGUUAUAAUAUAAUCUGCAGAAAAGUGGUUUAUAG